Lasiodiplodia theobromae is the source of this 1284-nucleotide messenger RNA. Its product is annotated as Acetylornithine deacetylase. NCBI's taxonomy places the organism in Eukaryota, Fungi, Ascomycota, Dothideomycetes, Botryosphaeriales, Botryosphaeriaceae. The record is from RefSeq and is a predicted model, not a curated record. Gene Ontology annotation, molecular function: hydrolase activity. Bases 1 to 1284 code for a protein of 427 amino acids. The transcript is spliced from 2 exons.
AUGCGUGUUGCUGCAGCUAUCAUCCCCGCACUGCUCGCGCUCGCCGCCCCGCCCUCGUCAGCAGCGCAAUUGCCGUUGCAAUGGUCGGAGCAGCAGCAACUGAGCAACCCCACUCCUGACGGAAAGGCCAUUUCUGCAGACGGCAACGGCCACCUGCUCCCGCUGCCUACGCUGCAUGAGCUCCUGACGCUGCACCGCGAGAUCGUCAAGAUUGAAUCCAUCAGCGGCAAUGAGUACAAGGUCGGCUGGUGGCUGGUGUCGUACCUGAAGGAGAAUGGCUUCAACGUCGAAACGCAGAGAGUUGGCGUUGGAGAGAAGGGGAACACGAGGUUCAACGUUCUUGCCUGGCCUGGCGAAAAGAAAUUCACGAAGUUGCUGGUCACCAGCCAUAUCGACACGGUUCCCCCUUACCUGCCGUAUUCAUUCGACACCAAAGACGACAAGAUAUAUGGCCGCGGUAGCGUCGAUGCCAAAGGCUCCCUCGCGGCCCAGGUCACGGCCGUCAUCUCGCUGCUUGCCAACAGCAGCUCCCCGCUGGACCCCAACGACGUAUCCUUGCUCUUCGUUGUCGGCGAGGAGACAAGCGGCGAUGGCAUGCGCACCUUCUCCGACUCGCCGCUGAACCCGCUCAACUACAGCGCCGUGCUGUUCGGCGAGCCGACCGAGAACAAGCUCGUCAGCGGCCACAAGGGCAGCAUGGGCUUCCGAGUGCACGUGACCGGCAAGGCCGCCCACUCGGGCUACCCGUGGCUGGGCGUCAGCGCGAACAACAUCCUCGUCAAGGUCCUGAGCCGGUUGAUCGACCUCGAGGCAGGCACAGUCGAGGGCGCGGAGCUGCCGUGGAGCGACAAGUAUGGCAACUCGACGCUGAAUGUCGGCACCGUGUUCGGCGGCGCUGCAGGCAAUGUUGUCGCGGAGACGGCAAACUCGACCAUCGCUGUGCGGUUGGCAGGCGGUUCCCCGUCCAAAGUGGAGCGAGAGAUCGAGAAGGCGCUCGCGCCCGUGAUCGAAGAGGUGGAGAAGGCUGGUGGGAAGGUUGAAUUUGAGUAUCGUAAUAAGGGAUAUGGCCCUGUCGACAUGGACUGCGAUGUCGAAGGCUUUGACUGCAUCGCCGUAAACUACGGCACAGAUGUCCCGUGGCUCAAAGGCGAUCAUAAAAAGUAUCUGUACGGUCCUGGAAGCAUCUUUGUGGCCCAUUCGGCGCACGAGGCGAUUGCCGUGCGCGAUCUCGAGCAGGCGGUUUUGGAUUACCAGAAACUCAUCCUCGGCGCUCUAAAACAAUAG